GUAGCUUGAUAAUGGUUUAUUCAGGACAAAGGAUUAUUACUGGCCUUACACUAGUGGUUCUACUUUUGGUGUUGGCUGCCGAAGGAAGGCCGCAGUACUAUGAAACAAAUGAAAUUGACCAUAUUCCACCUGGACAGACUUUCAAUCCAUUUUACGCGUAUCAAGUCCUUAAUCGGUAUCCUGAUAGUCAAAAUGAAAAGUUAAGAUUCUUCUUGGAAGCCCAGCAGGAUCCCAAGGACGAUGUACUUUCAGGAGGAGCCGGAGACAAUCUAAUACGGGAACCUAUGAGCAAACGGCAAGCAGUACGAUAUAGACAGUGCUACUUCAAUCCCAUAUCGUGCUUCAGAAAAUAAAUAUAUUUAAUGUUUUUCCAAAGUAUAUAAGAUCCCUUUUAUCUCAGUGUCUAGUGUAAAGUAAUUUCUUGAUUAUUAUUAUUUCUGAUUUGUAACUUUUGAAGUGUAUCAGACAUAUAUGUAUAAAUAUUUUAAUUAUAACAGGAUACAAAAUUUAAUCAAACCAUAUUGUCAAAUUGAAAUUAAGACUCAUGCUAUAUCUUAACAAUUAAUUGAAUAAUAAAUAACUGUGCAUAUCAAGAUUUUAGUCAGCAAAAAUUAAUUUAGAAUUCAUAACAAUUAAAUAUU
Messenger RNA from Eupeodes corollae, 641 nucleotides. RefSeq lists its product as uncharacterized. The transcript has 2 exons. The record is from RefSeq and is a predicted model, not a curated record. Bases 12 to 353 code for a protein of 113 amino acids. NCBI's taxonomy places the organism in Eukaryota, Metazoa, Arthropoda, Insecta, Diptera, Syrphidae.